AUGCAGCCGUCUGUAUGUUUGAUGGUCGUAAUUGCGUUCAUUUGCGUAGUGGAUGGAGGACUUCUGAUUCGAAUGUGUGGCAAACGCCUGUCUAUGAUCAUGGAGAAGAUGUGCACCCGUGCGGGAGAGGUUUCAGCAUGUUAUGCUGGCUUAUCUGACUACGAUGACCACACAAUGGACGGACAAGUGGCAGGAAUUGCCGAAAAGUGUUGUACCGACCGCUGCGCCUACGACCAACUGCAUAAAUACUGCUGCAGUAAAGAAGAAGCAGACAGUUAUUACGAGAUAGUUCGGGGUAGAACUGAUGGAGUGCAACAUGAGGACAACCAGCAAUAG
Molecule: messenger RNA, 336 nt
Organism: Necator americanus (New World hookworm)
Lineage: Eukaryota; Metazoa; Nematoda; Chromadorea; Rhabditida; Ancylostomatidae
Exons: 2
Coding region: 1-336 (111 amino acids)
Cellular component (GO): extracellular region
Molecular function (GO): hormone activity
Source: RefSeq, a predicted model, not a curated record